CGUGUGUGCGCAUGCGCGACGGCGGGGAGGGCGUGUCCGCCGGCGGAGAGGCGGCCGCCUGCUCUGCUCUUUUAUUUGUGUUUAGUGUGUCCGCCCGCCUUGUGUUCCUGUUGUGUUGCGUUCACACGACAAAGAGGAUGAGCUGCACACGCACACGCGCAAACACACGCACUCCGCUGCACGAGCCUGUGGCGCCUCCUGUUGGAGCUUCGCAUCUCGGUGUGGACGCGUGCUAACAGGAACGCGCUUUCGUUACGCCAAGCGCCGGCUGGGGUUAGCGUGACAUUUGGCUGACAUUUUCUGCUGGCGGGGCUCACAUUUAACGAGCCGCGCUUCUUUCUUGCAGAUGGACGAGCAUGUCGCCGCUAGCAGGCUGUGACAUCACCACGACAACAUCGAGGUUGUCGGCAGAACGACAAUCGAGGACGUUCUCCGAACACCCGACACUUUCCCAAGAUUCCCUGCUGGAAUGCCAGAUCUGCUUCAACUACUUCAGCCCGCGGCGGCGGCCCAAGCUGUUGGACUGCCGCCACACGUGCUGCUCCGUGUGCCUGUCGCAGAUGCGCAGCAGCCACAAGGAGAUCCGCUGCCCGUGGUGCCGUGGCGUCACCAAGCUGCCGCCGGGCCUCUCUGUCGCCCACCUGCCCGACGACCCCGACGUGGUCGCCGUGGUGGCCAUCCCGCACGCCUCCGAACGUACGCCCGUCUUCAUCCGGCUGCCCGGCAGCGGCUGCUACAUGCUGCCGCUGCCCACCGAGGAGGACCGAGCGCCUGGGCUGCUGGCGUGCCGCUUCCUCCCGGGUGGCGGGCAGAAGGGCGUGGCGGUGGUGAGCGUGCCCGAGGAGAGGCCUCUGGACGUGGUUCUGGAAGGGGAGGAUGGUGAAGGGGAGCGGCGGGUGAGCGGGCCGGCAGCGGGCGGGGCGGCCAAGGGGUCCACGUGGUCGGGCGUGUGCACGGUGGUGCUGGUGGCGUGCGUGCUGCUGUUUCUGCUCGGAAUCGUGCUGCACAACAUGUCCUGCAUCUCCAAGCGCUUCACCGUCAUCUCCUGCGGAUGAACCACGGACGGAGUCAGCCGUGACCCACCGCAGAUGCCAACGAGACCCGCCAGGGGUCUACCUUUGGAGACUAAACAUUCCCAAGAGCUUAUCCAGUCCAUCCUUUACCCUUUUGUUAUUCUAGGCUCAAGCUCCUCUGAUUGGUUGUUUAGUUUGUGAUUAGUUCAAGUACGUCGUUUUUUGAAGAGACUUGGGACUCAGACUCCGACUGAGUCUAUAAGGACAAAGCUUGUAUGUGACUUGUCCACUGAGUCCGUCUUGUCAAUAAAGUUGUGGUGUUAGAACACAAAA
Molecule: messenger RNA, 1346 nt
Organism: Phyllopteryx taeniolatus (common seadragon)
Lineage: Eukaryota; Metazoa; Chordata; Actinopteri; Syngnathiformes; Syngnathidae
Gene: rnf152
Product: ring finger protein 152
Exons: 4
Coding region: 357-1055 (232 amino acids)
Biological process (GO): negative regulation of TORC1 signaling; protein polyubiquitination; positive regulation of autophagy
Cellular component (GO): lysosome
Molecular function (GO): ubiquitin protein ligase activity; metal ion binding
Source: RefSeq, a predicted model, not a curated record